AUGCUGCGCCGUGCGCCGUGCCUCCUUGCGACGAAUAUUCCGCGAAGUGCGUGGGACCCGGCGCACUUCAACACGAAUUGGUCUGACAGCUACAGCACCGAGAUUGCGGCCCGUCGUCACUGGCCCGCAAAGAAGUGGUCCAUCGGCCUCGAACCUCGCACUCCACGUGAUUGGCUGCAGUUCUCCUAUCGCAAUCUUGCCUACGCAUACAACGGUGCCUUGCGUGCCUGCCAGUCGUUUCCGGAAAUGUUGGUAUGCUACAAGGAAAUGAAGCAGCGCGGGGUCAAGGUGGAUGUGGACACAAUGAAUGUUCUUCUUACACGCGCCGCCCGCUACGAACGGAUUCAGGUGGAUGAUGUUUUCCUUCUUUUUGAUGAGCUGACUGCGCUGGGCGCACGCCCUGACAUCGCGGCCGUUGAAACACUGCAUACAGUGCUGGACCACAGUGCCGCAAUGCCAUACGAGUGGCGAGAGGCCCGCCGUCGGCAGCUGGUGGAGUUGUAUAAUUGCUUAGCGAUGGAGGAGAUUGAGAGACUCGCCCCGCAUCGUGUGGAUCGGCUGCUGAAGGAGCAAAUCAAACGUUAUCGGGAUAACCUGCGUGCACUGAAGGCAAGUCUGAGUCCCUCUGUAUACCGACGCUACUUGCACACGAUGCAUUCCGCCUCGAUGCUCUUGGAGGAGGUACAUAAUUUUUUGUGGGAACUUGUGGAAAGUGAUCACCCCGCGAUGGAAAUUCCUGCGCUACAACUACGAAUCCCAUUUGUCGGCUCCGUCAUGCGGCGUCCCGAAACAGACACUAAUGAAAAGUUGGUAAAGUACACGGAUUUUGAAGAUACAGACGUGUGCUCUGUUUUUCUUGCUGCCGCAGAGCGCGCGGUCGACGCCGAUUUGCACGACACUCGUGCAGUCUCUGAGCGAAGAAUAUUUCUAUCAUUACUGACGAUGAUUUCGUACAGCGGCGUGCUAUAUACUUCGGAUCUAAUGGCGCAACUAAUGGAGAUGGUGAAGUACUCCACCCAUGCCAGCUCUCGGGACUCGGAUGCACAGCGGCUCUUGCGGUAUGCAGUGCGUGGUUCCAGCGCGGCGCAGGAUGAUUUGUACCGCUCGUUGUGGCUUAAAGUGGAGAUGGUGGCCGAUAGCCGUGUGUUGGGUCGGUACAUUGGCGCGCGCGAGCCAUGGAGCCCAAUCCGCGUGUGUUUUGACGAGAGGGGACUAUUUAAGUCCUACCCACCGCUUGUACAUGCCUCCGCCAAAAAGACCUCCGCGAUUGAGGCGGAUGCCACGAGUGGUAGUGGCAGCACCACGAUGGAAGAAGAGCAACGGCAGCAAAGUGAACGACAGCGUAUGUCAACGGAGAUCACGUCACAUACGAGCAAGGGUGGGGAAGAGAUGGUGGAGGGAGUGCGUGGCGCUGUUGUCGCAGAAACAUCAGAGGCCUCUGGCGUUAAGGACGUUGCACUGCAGGAAGCAUCCCAUGGUGAACAGCGGACGGUGGAGGCGUUGGAUUUGCGCUGGGGCGAUAUACACCGUCUGAUUGAGCGAACACGCGCCCUCACAAGUCCACCCACAGAACGGCACCCGCAGCAAGAGAAGAUGGAAAUCUUCACUGGCAUCGCUGUUUAUCUCCGCACAAUUGCUACGGGGCGACGCUACUGCAGCGGCGAGGAAGAGGCGGGGGGAGAGUCUCCAGCUGAAUCACGGGAGCGGGCUUUAUUUGCUGUCGGUUAUGAAUUAGACGUGUGGGCAAGACUUUUUGAGCUUGUGCAGGAAGUUCGCCAUGAUAUGGAGAAAUUCAUCACGGACAAUGCGGCGCAUCAUGUAGAACCGGAGUUUGAGUGCUGGGAGGCCCUUCUCAUUACACUCCGCUGCAUCCUGGACUUUUGCGUGGUGCGGACGCAGGAAAAGGGCAAAGAGGAACGGGCUGCUGUGGAGGAACUCUUUGAGAAGACGAUGAAGCUGCGCAAUGAACUUGUGGAGGAGAGCCGCACGCGAUUCGGCGGGAGGAUGCGAAUCUUGUGGCUGCAGGAGGCGUGA
This is a messenger RNA of Trypanosoma cruzi, 2034 nucleotides long. RefSeq lists its product as uncharacterized. Gene Ontology annotation, molecular function: protein binding. The record is from RefSeq and is a predicted model, not a curated record. NCBI's taxonomy places the organism in Eukaryota, Euglenozoa, Kinetoplastea, Trypanosomatida, Trypanosomatidae. The transcript has a single exon. Bases 1 to 2034 code for a protein of 677 amino acids.